AUGACAAUUGGGUCGCGACAGCGCUCCUCAUCGAACAUAUCCAACAUAUCCAAUACCUCCGACCGAUCAGGCCGUCGCGGUCCUCCAACCCCCCUCUCCGCUAAUCGCUCCAACCUCGGCGUCCCAACCGACCUGCUCUUGAACGACGUCCCCAGCGUCUCCUCGCCCCCCUCAUCCCUCCUCAUACCCUCCGGCGGCACCAGCUCUCCAUACCCGCUACUAUCGCCCGGGAGCGCCUCCUACUCGACGAGCCCGCGGGCGAGGGCGCACACCGUUGCGGACCCGAAGCUGGUCCAGAGGCAGCACAGCUACCUGACAAAGCCAAGCAUGCAUCCGUAUCUUCCUCCUCCACCCCCCCAGCCAACGGCCACCCCCUCUUCUCAUGGCAUGAACCUUCCGCCGCCUCCCCCGAGGCCGACGAACAACAUUGGCGCCAUCCAACUGCCGCCUCCACCGCAGCAGCAGAGCUAUGCCUGGGGAGCUCCACGACAGUACCAACCGCAAGGCUAUAACCCAAGCCUCUAUCAGGGUUACGAGCGAAACAUCCCUCCUCCGCCGGGCCCACCACCACCACAACAAGAGGCACCGCUGACUUCCGCAACAUACAUCCCCGGCGGGGAAUCGUUUGGUCCUGGCGUCGGUAUUCCACCGCUUCACACAAGCAGGCAGUACUCAGAACCCGCCUACUACCGGGAUGAUACCCAGACGUAUUCGGCUACCACGGAUGGGUCAACUACGAGUUUUCCUACCCCCCAAGAAAAUACACAGUAUGGCGCUGGUACCGGAUACAACAUUCCCCCUACUCCAAGCGGGCGUGGAGGGCACCUCAAUAUCCCUACCGACAGGGCUCAAACCUAUGACUCCCCCGGGCCGCCCACGGCCACCCUACAUAACCCACAAACCCAUGGCAGCAUCUACCGGCACACGGAAAGCACCGGCCCGACUCCCAUUUCGCCGCAUGACGCUAGCGUACAAUGGCCUCCCGAGCGUGUCCAGGUGUGGCUGGCCAAUAACGGAUUUUCUCGAGACUGGCAAGAGACAUUCAAGACGUUGGACCUCUAUGGCCCACGAUUUCUGGAAAUCGGUCGUGGCCAUGGUGGGAAAGGAAAUGUUGCCAUGAUGCACCAGGUCAUCUUUCCGCAAUUGGCGAAGCAGUGCACGGCGAGCGGGACUGGUUGGGACCAGAAUCGUGAAAGAGAUGAGGGCAGGAAGUUGCGCAGACUCGUUCGCGCCAUCGUCGAGACCGGAAGCUCAAGCAAUGCCCGAAUGCCGACACGCUCAGAUACCGGUAUGACGCUGGCCAGCGCAGGGACAGAAGGUACUCUCGAGAAUUCCCCAUAUCUUGGUGGCAGGAUGGAUUUCUCAACGCCAACAACCGCUGGGGGUGGCGAAGAUAGUCCUGGGCGGCAGAUGCCGCUGAACUCACCCGGUUCGACAACUGCGCCUAGGCGAAUAUCAACACAGCGGAACUUCACGAUCCCUGCGCUCGGACCGCCCCCCGACUAUAGCGACCCGUCAGGUCGAAGUGCUUAUUCUAAAGAAAUACUGCGUGACCUCGGAUCCUCAUCCAAGAAACACAGCCCAAGCGCCUCUGGCGAAUUUGGACCCUCGUCUUUCGGCACGACAAAUUAUCGGGAAGCCAUCAGGCAAGCAAGCCCGCAACAAAGCCCUAGGCUGCAGUCUGCCCGCCUCGCAAGCAAUGGUCAACUCAGCGCAGGGUUGAGCUCGUCAGCACCACGGUAUUACCAACAACACCACCGGGCCAACAGUUCGGAAUCAAAUCUUUCAACCUUUGCCACCGCCGGAUCCAUUGCAGGGUCGGGGCCUCCGUCUGGAAGGUCGUUUGAUGGCCGCUCCGAAAGCCGUAACGACAGUCGAAGAAACGGAUAUGAUGGCUCACGGCCUGGAACAGGCAUGUCCAGGCACGAUAGUGCAGAGAUUCCUACCAGUGCGAAGGAGGUGCAUAAGGGCUUCUUACCCAAGUUCAUGCGCAGAGAGAAGAAGAAGGAUGACACCCAUCCGUCGCCCGAUGAAUCCAGCAUAGACUCUCCUACGAGUCCAGCAAGUCAUCGACAUCAACCGGCGGGGUCAUUCUUUGGUAAACCUGGCAUGAACUCAAGUGAGACAUCGCUAAAUGACCGCCCCCCUUCACGGCGCUCUGCUCAAACUGAUACAGAAAGCCGAACAACGGGUCGUGGAAGGGCGUCGACGAGGGACGGAGAACGGAAGUUCGUAUUUGUCACUCCGGAUGGUUGGAAUUACCGCUUGGUCGACGUCUCUAACGCAGACUCUGCUUUGGCGUUGCGAGAAGCAAUUUGCGUCGGACUUGGAGUUCCAUUUGUACCUGGAAUCGAAUUGCACCUUACCUCCCCUGGCCAAGCCGACCAUGACGAGGCUCUUUCCGACUCGAAGUUGCUAAAAGCUCGAUCACAAUGGGGAAACCGGUUUGGGGAUCUCAAGAUCUACCUCACCACACCACCGUCGGUGCCUCCAUCUGCCGGACUGGGUGUCAUUUUCCCGACAUCAUCUCGCAGGCCCGUUGAUGAGCUCACUUAUGCACGCUUGAAUGACAACUCCCAGUUGGAUUCACCUGAUGUGAAAUCAGGUGAAUCCACACUCGUCCCUGAUAAGACUGCGAAGCUGCGUAAGCUUGCUGAGAAGCAUGAGCUGACCCCUGAAGCUGUCGCAGAGCGGUUGAAUGGCGGAGGCAGGGCACCUGAGCCUUCGUGGAAUGUAGGGGACGACUUGCCAGAAGAAGAACGAAAGAAACUACUCGAAGCGGCGGCAGAGCACAAACGAGAGACGCAGCGCAAGCAGGAACAAUACCUUCGGAAGCGACAAGACAAGCUAAAGAAAGACUCUCCAGAUCCGGGUUCAUCCUCGAGGGCUGAUAUCUCAUUCCAGAGUCCUAGUGUCAUUGACUUUGAUAAUCGUCGCGAGUCUCCAUACGAGGAUAAGAAACACUUCGAAGAGAAUAGGAAGAGCAAGCAGUUGGUGCCGCUGCGAGAGCCACCUCCAGUACCGCCCGACUCAAGUACUCUUAUUAAAGCCAACUCACUGACGAAGAACAAGAAGGAUCGCACGUCGUGGCCUGACGGCGAGGAAGUUGAAGCAAAGAGGCGAUCGACAGAUUCGGAGCCGGCGAAGCGGAAGGCUAUUCCCCAAGGUCCAAUGGGUUUGUCUAGCAUUGGCGCAGCUAUUAUAGGAGCCGGUAAGGUCGGUGGGUUGGUUGGAGCCGCGAACGCAGCGCCACCAAAACCUCCACCAAAAGACCCUGCUCGAGAGGUUUCUUCCGAGAACAUCCGUCCAUCUCAGAGGGUCUUGCAAUCAAGCGGGUUUGGGCAGUUAUCAGGCUCCGGCAGGAGUAGUCCAGGUGGGUCACCUCGUAGCCCUGGGUCUUUUACUAUGAGCAAAGGCAAUGUUCCCUUCAAGAUUCCUGACUAUGAGGAAGAUGUGCCCAAUGACCUCUCCCUUGAGAGGCCGAGUCUCACACUUAAAAUGCCGACUGCGACGAACCCUGCAAUCUCCAAACUCAAGGAUGAGCAAAUUCCGAAAGGGAAAUCGCCAGAUGUUAGCCCUCAUUCAGCGCGACCACCACCAUCAAGUCUGUCAAGAGAACCAUCGAGGGUGUCUGUGUAUGGACCCACGAUCGAUUUUGAAGAGGCAAGAGUAUCGUUCCAUUCCAAGUCACCAAUGCUGGAGGCUGUCGAUUCCGAUGACGAUUCUGACGAAGGUCUGUUUGCCAAGCCCCUCGCAAAGAUUGGUCCACCUACACCUUCGAAAGAUGGCUUGUCUACUCCCAGUGACCUUCGCAGUCAACGACCAUCGCUCACACUCAAGACGUCGAGGUCUAAGAACUCUCUAGACAAAGUCGCGGACAGGUCAGCUGAACAUAGCGCGGCCACAGAUGAGACCAAAAACUCGCAGCCUAGCGACUUCCUUCCCGAAUCGGCGGCCUCUGCUACCUGGACUGACUCACCCGACGAUAACAACAGAUUCAUGCGCCGCGAGUCAUUCGUCAGUGACCUUUGGGCCAAUCGUCCUCCAGCGGAAGCACUUGUCGAGCACCUCGACGAGUUCUUCCCCAACGUCAACCUCGAUCAGCCUAUGCUCGAGGAAGAUUUUACCGAUACAGAUGCAUCGACUGAAUUGACAGGCGAGUUUUCCAAAGAUAGUCGCUCCAUUACGCCGAUGUCUUCCUUUGAAGAUAACAAGAGUACCAUCGGCCCAAGUCUAAAACGAGGCGAUAUCGGAUUGCAGUCAAUCGCUCAGCGCAACAUCCGCAAAUCGGGAGUGGGUCUUGGUCGUACCAAGUCUAUUCGUGAGGUGGUCAAGUCGCAAUACCAACCACUAGACAAGAAGUCGCUGCCUGGCAUAGGAGCUGGUCCCUCUCGUGUUGCCACACUCCGAAGCAGCGGUGAUAUUGUACGUAGAAAGUCGACGAAGAUGUUUCACGCAAAGAUCGAGCAAGUCAAGCCUCCGCGAGGAUCAAGAUUGAUUCAACUAGAGACAAUCCCUCAAGACCACCUGCCUAUACCACAGCGUCAGCCAACGUUCAAAUGGAUGAAGGGUCAGCUUAUCGGAAAGGGCACUUUCGGACGCGUCUAUCUUGGCAUGAACAUUACCACUGGUGAGCUGAUUGCUGUGAAGCAAGUUGAGGUAAACCCAAAGGCGGCCGGAUCCGACAAAGACAAAAUCAAGGAACUAGUCAAGAGCUUGGACCAGGAGAUUGACACCAUGCAACAUCUGGAUCACCCCAAUAUUGUGCAGUAUCUCGGCUGCGAACGCAAAGAGUUCAGCAUCUCCAUCUUCCUUGAAUAUAUCUCUGGUGGUUCCGUCGGCUCCUGUCUCCGCAAACACGGCAAAUUCGAGGAAUCCGUCGUCAGCUCCCUGACUCGACAGACGCUCUGCGGCCUUGCAUAUCUGCACAGAGAAGGUAUUCUGCAUCGCGACCUUAAAGCUGACAACAUCCUCCUCGAUCUGGAUGGUACCUGCAAGAUCUCCGAUUUUGGUAUCUCUAAGAAAACUGACAACAUCUACGGCAACGAUAUCACCAACUCGAUGCAAGGUUCCGUCUUCUGGAUGGCUCCGGAGGUCAUUCGAUCGCAAGGCCAAGGCUACUCCGCCAAGGUUGAUAUCUGGUCCCUCGGCUGUGUGGUACUUGAGAUGUUUGCGGGAAGGCGGCCGUGGUCGAAGGAAGAAGCCAUUGGUGCGAUUUACAAGCUGGGCAGCUUGAACCAGGCACCGCCUAUUCCAGAAGAUGUAUCGAGGGUCAUUGGAGUUGAGGGUUUGAGUUUUAUGUAUGACUGCUUCACGAUUGACCCAGCUGAGCGUCCCACGGCUGAAACACUCUUGCGAUCGCCUUUCUGCUUCUCUGAUCCGCAUUACAAUUUCCUAGAUACGGAGUUGCAUUCAAAGAUUCGCGGCGCCUUCUAG
Molecule: messenger RNA, 5436 nt
Organism: Lindgomyces ingoldianus
Lineage: Eukaryota; Fungi; Ascomycota; Dothideomycetes; Pleosporales; Lindgomycetaceae
Product: Pkinase-domain-containing protein
Exons: 2
Coding region: 1-5436 (1811 amino acids)
Biological process (GO): protein phosphorylation
Molecular function (GO): protein kinase activity; ATP binding
Source: RefSeq, a predicted model, not a curated record